UCAGGAGUCCAUGUUAAUCUGCUACUGUAAAUUGGGCGUUUGUUCUGCCUGGUCUGGGUCACGCCACCUAGAAGGAUUGUAAUAUCAGAGGUUUCAUUUACGUUAACGAUGUCCAUGUGUGUAUGUGUGUUUGUUAAUUAGGCGAAGCCAUGAUGUCUAAAAAAAAGAAAAGUGGACAUAAGAGUGAAAGUAUUACCAAGAGCAAGAGAGGCUGUCUGUCUGCGGCAACUGUUCAGAUUCUCUUACAGGCUUCAUAAAAACAAGUCCUCUGUAUUACAGCAAGAGCUUCAGCCAAGGGAGAAGGAUUAUCCAAUCAGAUGUGGGACCCUCCCACCGGAGGGAUAUACUCAGCUGCUGGGACCCCCAGGUUUACAUUUGCAUCAGACACUUCUGGCUUCUUUAUUAAACUUGGCUUAUCAUCACUACACAAAUACCAACAUUGACGGUUCAUGGAGCACCACUGAUGGGAUUUUCAUCACGUCAGACUGAAAUGGAUGAAGACAGCAUCAAGAACAGGAAGGAGUCUCAGAAUGGCUCCACUGGCCGCAAUGUGGACUUUCAGACUAAAGACAAGAAACCUGUUAAGGCUACUGUGCUUCAAAAAGAUAUUGGUCUGUUCAGUGGCGUCUGUCUGAUUGUGGGGACGAUGAUUGGCUCAGGCAUCUUCAUUUCUCCAAAAGCUGUUCUGCUGUACUCUGGUGCUGUGGGACCCUGCCUCCUCGUUUGGACUGCCUGUGGAGUAUUAGCCACUAUGGGAGCACUGUGCUAUGCAGAGCUUGGCACCAUGAUCACUAAAUCAGGAGCAGAGUAUUCAUAUUUAAUGGAGGCUUUUGGCUCCAUUUUGCCAUACCUUUACUCCUGGACCACUGUCAUGGUGCUGAAGCCCUCCUCCCUUGCCAUCAUCACCCUGAGCUUUGCAGAAUAUGCCUCCACUCCUUUCUACCCUGGCUGUGCUCCCCCUGAAGUUGUUAAGAAGUGUCUGGCAGCAGCAGCUAUAUUGUUGAUCAUCACCGUCAACUGUCUGAGUGUCAGACUGGCAAGCUAUGUGCAGAAUUUCUUCGCUGCAGCCAAACUUCUCAUCAUUCUUAUUAUAGUGGGAGCUGGCAUCGCGAUGUUGGCACAAGGAAAAACGGAGAAUUUUUCAAAUUCAUUUGAGGGUGCAUCAUCGUCUUUUGGAGCAAUCGGACUUGCAUUUUAUAAUGGACUUUGGGCUUAUGAUGGAUGGAAUCAACUGAAUUUCAUCACAGAAGAGCUGAAGGACCCAUCCAGGAACUUGCCACUGGCCAUUCUUAUUGGGAUCCCUUUGGUAUCCGUGUGCUAUGUGUUGGUCAAUGUUGCCUACUUCACUGUUAUAACCCCCAAUGAACUGCUGUUGUCUCCAGCUGUUGCUGUGACUUUUGGAGAUAGAGUCCUUUACCCUCUGUCAUGGAUUGUUCCUCUCUUUGUGGUCCUUUCCACAUUCGGCUCUGCAAAUGGAAGCUGCUUCACGGCUGGCAGACUGGCCUAUGUGUCUGCUAGAGAGGGUCACAUGAUAAAAGUCUUAUCCUAUAUUAGUUUGAGGCGCUACACUCCAUCUCCUGCUCUUAUAUUCAAUGGUCUUUUGGCUAUUUGCUACAUUAUGCCAGCAGACAUCAACACCCUCAUUAACUGGUUCAGUUUUGCUCAGUGGGUGUUUUAUGGUCUGACUAUGCUGGCUGUCAUAGUCAUGCGUUUCACCAGGAAGGAGCUCCAUAGACCAGUAAAGGUACCAAUUAUCAUAGCAGGCAUAUUGGUCCUGGUGUCCUGCUACUUAGUUCUGGCUCCCAUCAUUGAUAAGCCAGGAAUGGAGUAUCUCUACUGUACCAUCUUCAUCUUCAGUGGACUUAUCCUCUACUAUCCUUUAAUCUACCGAAAGAUCAAGUGGGCACACAAACUAAUGACACCCAUCACCAUGCAUCUCCAGCUGCUAAUGGAGGUGGUUCCCCCAGAGAAAAUUGAAUGAGAGGGGACAGAGCUGACAACCAGGUGUCCAGCUGUGCUCACUAGGAGGCUGCUGCAGAGCCCAGAUGAGCUGAACUGUGGUUGCGGUCCAAUAACUUGACCACUGAUGGUACUUACAGGAAAAGAGGACCACAGCAAAGGAUCUACCUUUAAAAUUUUGGCCAUAUUUUGCAAAUUACUCCUUUCAGAUACAUGUUUUUCAUUCUUUCAUUCUUUUUUUUUUUUUUAAAGAAUAUAACCAGCAGUCAUAAGAAGCAUUAUGCAAUCAUGUUAAACAUUUCUUCCUGUUGUUAAUUUACUGUGACAAAAAUUAGGUGAUGUAAAGCUACUGGAGUAUUUAGACAUGCAUGAACCUGCACUUAAGCAAAGGGAAAUGGGUUGUGGAAAAUGAUACAAAGGAAGAUCAUGCAACAAGAUGUGGAUACAAGUUGAUUCAUGUUGCUCAUGAGAUUGUAAACUGAAACAUCAGAUUUGAUUUAAUGAUGUUUACACAAUGUUUGUUAACACUCUCCCUCCUGUCUUUCACACUGGAAUAUACUGGAAUAGGAAUGCAUUGUGUUUGCUUGUGGUUUUUAAAUGAAAUCAGUCUUGUUGAGUGUACAGUGAACAUGAGAAAUAAACAUUUUGUGAUUUCAGAAAA
Messenger RNA from Scatophagus argus, 2620 nucleotides. RefSeq names its product solute carrier family 7 member 9 (gene slc7a9). Gene Ontology annotation, cellular component: membrane. The transcript is spliced from 16 exons. The record is from RefSeq and is a predicted model, not a curated record. NCBI's taxonomy places the organism in Eukaryota, Metazoa, Chordata, Actinopteri, Scatophagidae. Gene Ontology annotation, molecular function: L-amino acid transmembrane transporter activity. Gene Ontology annotation, biological process: amino acid transmembrane transport. The coding region runs from base 464 to 1981 and encodes 505 amino acids.